CUCCACUCAUAAAAAUAUUAGUAGUAUAUUCCUACUUACAGUUACAGGUCAUAAAAAUAUUAGUGUCCAUUCUUCAUAUAAGUGACACUUUCCCGUCAGUCAGACACGGCAAACGCUUUCUGCCAGCACUCGUCAACUAGUCGAGCCAUCAAGUAAUACAGCAAAAUUUCUACACAUCUAAUCAUACUGCAAAAGCUCAGGAUCACAAGUUGAGAACUGCAACAGCAACACACCCAUGGAUCCAUCUCCCCGCCAAUGUCAUGCACACACACUCCUCCUCCUCCUGUGCACCAGCGUCCUCGUUUUCCUCUCAAACAACUCAGCGUUCUCGUCGGCACAGCCCGGCAACAGGUCAGAGGCUGACCGCCAAGCCCUGCUCUGCUUCAAAUCCGGCAUCUCCGACGACCCUCGCCGCGUCCUCACGUCAUGGAGCGCCGACUCGCUCAGCUUCUGCGGCUGGCGAGGGGUCAGCUGCAGCUCCAGCCUCCCACUCCGAGUGCUGUCCCUAGAACUAAGGUCUGUGCGGCUCCACGGAACACUGCUACACAAUUGCAUGGCGAACCUCACUUCGCUGGUGAGGUUGGAUCUUUCAGGCAACCAUAUUUCCGGAACCAUACCUGAGGAGGUGGCCACGCUUCCAGGCCUCCAGACUCUGAUGCUUGCCGGCAACAUCCUUUCAGGUAGCAUCCCUCCGUCACUGGGUGUAGCAUCACCUUCUCUUAGGUAUGUUAAUCUUGCAGGAAAUAAUCUUAGCGGAGUUAUUCCUGAUUCCUUACCCAAAGCUCCAUCGCUUCGUGUGCUGAACCUGUCCAUGAAUAUCCUAGCGGGAAUGAUCCCAGUUACCAUAUUCAACAGUAAUUCAUCCAAACUUGUCACAGUGGACCUCCAGCUGAAUCAUCUUACUGGACCCAUUCCUUCCCUCCAAAACCCCACGUCUCUGCAAUUUCUUGGCCUUACUGGAAACGUUCUUUCUGGAAGGGUUCCACCAUCCUUAGGAAAUGUUUCAUCCUUAAACACCAUCCUGCUGGCAGAGAACAACUUGUCAGGACCGAUUCCAGAAGCCUUAGGCCAUAUCCUGAACUUGAACAUUCUAGAUCUAAGUGAAAACAUGUUAUCAGGGAAUGUCCCUCGUUUCCAGAAAGCCACCUCUCUGCAACUUCUUGGCCUUAAUGGAAAUAUUCUUUCUGGAAGGAUUCCAGCAUCCUUAGGAAAUGUUUCAUCCUUAAACACCAUCCGGCUGGCAUACAACACCUUGUCAGGACCGAUUCCAGAAGCCUUAGGUCAUAUCCUGAACUUGAACAUUCUAGAUCUAAGUGAAAACAUGUUAUCAGGGAAUGUCCCAGCGGCGAUAUACAAUGUCUCAUCAUUCAGAUAUCUUCACUUGGGCAACAAUUUGCUUGAUGGGCAGAUACUUCCUAACACUGGCCACUCACUCCCAAACCUCAUGUCACUGAUCAUGAGAGGCAACAGAUUCACUGGAGUGGUCCCGUCUUCACUGGCCAACAUGUCAAAGCUCCAAGAAAUAGAUCUCUCAAGAAAUUUACUAAACGGCUCGGUUCCAUCUCUAGGAUCCCUGAGCAACUUGAGUCGACUGAUUCUUGGAAGCAACAUGCUGCAGGCCGAAGACUGGGUGUUUCUGACCUCUCUGACAAAUUGCAGCCAACUAUCAAUGUUAUCCAUAGACGGGAAUUCUCUGGAAGGAAGCCUUCCAGAAUCAGUCGGCAAUCUUUCGAGAAACCUGGAACGGCUUAACUUUAGAGGUAACUGGAUUUCAGGAACGAUACCAGCUGCGAUAGGCAACCUUGUGAAUCUCACUCUGCUUGCCAUGGACCACAACAUGCUUUCAGGAAGCAUUCCCUCAACUAUUGGUAAUCUAAAAAACUUGGUUGUCCUAGCACUGUCCACGAAUAGAUUGUCAGGUGAAAUGCCAUCGACAAUUGGCGAUCUCCCUCAGCUGAACCAGCUUUACAUGGACGAUAACUUGUUGUCCGGAAACAUACCGGCAAGUCUAGGACAGUGCAAAAGGUUGAAUAUGUUAAACUUAUCAGUCAAUAACCUUGAUGGAUCCAUACCAAGUGAAAUCCUGAACAUUUCUUCGCUUUCUUUAGGGUUGGACUUGUCAAACAACAACCUUAAUGGAACAAUACCGCCACAGAUCGGAAACCUGAUCAAUCUCGGCCUGCUGAAUGUUUCCAGCAACAGAUUAUCUGGUGAGAUACCAACUGAACUUGGACAGUGUGUUUUAUUGUCAUACCUUCAGAUGGAAAGCAACAUGUUUAGUGGGAUUAUUCCUCAGUCUCUCAGUGAACUAAAGGGCAUAGAGCAGAUGGAUCUCUCUGAAAACAACUUGUCAGGUCAAAUUCCAGAAUUCUUCGAGAGCUUCAGGACCUUAUAUCACCUUGAUCUGUCACACAACAAACUGGUAGGACCAAUUCCAACCAGUGGUAUCUUCACAAAUCCAAAUGCUGUCAUGUUGGACGAUAACUUAGGAUUAUGUCAACAAAGUACCAUAUUUGCAUUGCCGAUCUGCCCCACCACAUCAUCAGUAACAAAAAGGAAAAACGAUGCACGCCUGCUGCUCAUAGUAGCCCCACCGGCUACUAUCGCUUUGUUGUCAUUUUUAUGUGUUCUUGCCACUGUUACGAAAGGAAUAGCAACCCAACCACCUGAAAGCUUCAGAGAGACAAUGAAGAAGGUGUCAUAUGGGGACAUUCUUAAAGCCACAAAUUGGUUCUCUCCAGUCAACAAGAUUAGCUCAAGUCAUACGGCAUCAGUAUACGUUGGCCGCUUUGAGUUUGAUACAGACCUUGUUGCCAUCAAGGUAUUUCAUCUCGACGAGCAAGGUUCCCUUAAUGGCUUUUUCAAUGAGUGUGAAGUCUUAAAGCAGACCCGCCAUCGCAAUCUAAUUCAAGCAAUCACCUUGUGCUCGACAGUAGAUUUUGAGAACAACGAAUUCAAAGCUCUAGUAUAUGAGUUCAUGGCAAAUGGUAGCCUAGACAUGUGGAUACACCCAAGUCUGCACCAAGGUAGACGAAGGAGGGUGCUAAGUUUAGGUCAACGAAUUAGUAUCGCCGCAGAUGUGGCUUCUGCUCUUGACUAUCUGCACAACCAGUUGAUACCUCCAUUGAUCCACUGUGAUUUAAAGCCUAGCAAUGUUCUUUUGGAUUAUGACAUGACCUCACGCCUUGGUGACUUUGGGUCAGCAAAGUUUCUCUCUUCAAGUCUUACUAGCAGCAGUCCAGAAGGCUUUGUUGGCGCCUCAGGAACAAUUGGGUAUAUUGCACCUGAGUAUGGAAUGGGAUGCAAAAUCUCAACCGAUGCUGAUGUUUAUGGUUUUGGAGUGCUCCUGCUAGAAUUGCUCACAGCAAAGCGACCAACUGACGAAAUAUUUGGCAACGACCUCAGCCUUCACAAGUAUGUGGAUAUAGCAUUCCCUGAUAAAAUCGAUGAGAUUUUAGACCCGCAGAUGCAAAAUGAGGGCGAAGUUGUUUGUAAUCUACGCAUGCAAAACUAUCUCAUACCACUGGUUGAAAUUGGCCUGAUGUGCUCCAUGGAAUCACCAAAAGAUAGACCAGGAAUGCAAGCUGUUUGUGCCAAAAUUAUUGCCAUCCAGGAAGCGUUUAUUCAAACCUUUUGAUAAAAGGCAAGGUGACAAUAAAGAUGCAUGGAAUUUUGGGAAGGCAUAAUGUAAGAAGGCCAGAGGCGAGCAUUAUUCAAACCAUCUGGAGAAAAGUACCAUGCAGUUUAACAAGAAUGGAGCUCAACCUGCUAAACAGAACUGGGAUAAAGUACGGCGAAAGAUUUAAGGUGGGCAGCUAAAUUUCUUAUUCUCCAGCAAAAAGUUGAAAGACUGAGGCUAGGCGAUGGUCAGUUAACUUGCCAAACACUGUUGAGAUUGCGAUAUGUAGAAUCAUUUUUAUAGUUACUUGUUUUUCUCAUCCAGUUGUGGCUUCCAAGGAAUGAAGAACUGUCUAACGAAUCUAUAUUUUUUCUGCAAAUUGCAUUGUAUGAUGUUCCUCUAAUGGAUUUUUUUUUCUUUUUGAAAGAUCUCCUAGAGUGGAUUGCAAGCUAGGCAAGUUAGGACCUGUUUGGGAGAGUUUCAACUCCAAAAAGAUGAAACUAGAGCACCUUAAAAACCAGUUUGGCUUGCUACGUAGCUUCAAAUCCAGCAAAUGCAGGUUUUGGUUGGAAUGCGCAAUAUGCCCUUGGGAGAUCAACAUAGAAGAACAAAUUCCUCUAACGCAAGGGCUGUGAUGACAAUGAAAUAUUGGGCGUGAUUUUAUUAGGAAACAGGAUAUACCACCUCUAUUCUAUUCUACCUGUUCUUUCACUAUUGACGAACAGUCUUCAAAAAACUUCUGUUUAUCAAUAACAAAAAAAUGGUAGAUAUAUGACAAAUAUACUAA
Molecule: messenger RNA, 4406 nt
Organism: Zea mays
Lineage: Eukaryota; Viridiplantae; Streptophyta; Magnoliopsida; Poales; Poaceae
Product: receptor kinase-like protein Xa21
Exons: 2
Coding region: 236-3637 (1133 amino acids)
Biological process (GO): protein phosphorylation
Molecular function (GO): ATP binding; protein kinase activity; receptor serine/threonine kinase binding
Source: RefSeq, a predicted model, not a curated record